ACCAAGCACUUUCAUCACACUUGAUAGCAGAGGGGGGGGGGCAGCAGGGCAGAGAAUGCUGAUUGUUUCUGUAGUUUGAGCUGCACUGCCGGUGCCAGUUGGAGGUUUCCUUCUGAGGUUGAGGAGAGGGUGGUUUUCCUUCUUCUGUGUGGAGGACCUUCUGAGGAUGCCUUUUAAGAGAGCAAGAAAGACAAGGCUAAAUACUUUCCCCUAACUUAUUCAACCCAGGUACAGAAUGGAGAUUGAGGGGAGCUGGACCAGAGCAAGAUUAGCAUGAUUUAAAACUGGAGCAAGAGAGAUUGAUAACCUGCAUGAUGCUGUUAUUUUGAUGGCUGAAACCAUCAAGCGAUCACGGUUUACUCUGCACGGAGCAGAGUAAAAAUGGGACCGAGACACAACAUAUGGCAACAGCCUUAGAACUGACUGUGAAGAUACUGCAGGGGUGAUUGUGAAGGAAGCAGGCAGCCAAGGAAUUUGCUGCAGACGAGAACGUGGUAGGAAAACCCUGAAGGAAUUGGAGAAGAUUCUCAGCUAUCAUGAUUGCCUUUACCUACAAACAUCAUGAAGGCCUGCAAGGAGGGGCUUGGGAAACGACUGGAUCCACUCAAUCCAAAGAUCAGAAUUGGGCAAAUCGUGGUAUUCCCUGGGACCCUCUAUGGAAGCACAAGUUGGACUUUGAAGAAGCAGGAGAGGAGAAGCACGGAUACCUUUGAACGUUGGUGUUGGAGAAGGUUUUGGAGAAUAUGGUGGACAGCCAAAUAAACCAACGAAUGGAUCCUGGAACAAAUCAAUCCCGGGUUCUGAUUUGAGGCACAAAUAUUCAGGCUUAAAUUGCCAUAGUUGAGGAGACCCAUUUUGCAAAGACCCAGCUCUCCGGAGAGGGCUCUGAGGCUGGGAGAGGUGGAAGGAAGGAGAAGGAGGGCCAGCAGCCCAGGGGACAGAUGAUGGAAGCCCCGUGGGGAGACUGGAGGACCAGGGAGGGAUGUGGUUUGGGCAAGGUCGAUGUGGUCACUGACGAUGGUGCCGCAGAACCAAGCGAUUCUCCUCCCAGAACCUCUGGCUCAUCUGCCCUUGAGGCUGCAAAGAUGUGUCAUUCACUGGGGGGAAGCCAAGUGCUCGUGUCUCGCUGGGCCGGGAAAGUCCGCAGAGGCAGCCAGCUCGGUCCCUAGAGACGGAGCUUUGGGGUGCUGCACAGGGCUAGAGUUGCGGGAAUUUGGGGCUGGGCUUGGCCGGCUGCUCCCCACCCACCAGAGAGCUACUUCUGCUUUGUGCUGUCCCAGGAGAGCAUUGAAUAGACUCUGCCCAUUGUUUGUGCCUCUGCAGUUCCUUGUUCUGCUGCUCCAGGGCUGCCCUGCGUGCAGCCUGAUGGCUGGGGACCUCACCUAUGCUGACCUGCGGUUUGCAAGAAGCCCUCCAGAGAAAAGCCAUGGGGAAGAGCCCAAUGAUGGGGAGCUCACCUAUGAGAACUUCCAGGUACCCCGGGGCCUGGAGAAAGAGGCGGCAGAGUGUGGCCCCCUGAAGAAUACCCCAGAACUGCCAUGCUGGGCCACCUCCUGUCACCGCUGGAGACCAGUGACAAACCGCCCAAUGCUGGGAGCCCUGGCUCUGUGCCUCUUCCUUCUGGCCACCAACAUCACGCUUGGCGUCCAGUACUUGCAGGCCUCCCGGCAGCUCCAGCAAGCAUCUCGCGACCAUGCAGCCAAGAGCCACAUCCUGGGAGAAAGAACCCACCACCUUCAAGCCGGCCUGGAGGAGAGCUGGCACCUGCUGCGCCUGACCGAGCAGGAGCUCAACUCCACCAAGAAGGAGCUCAACUCCACCAAGGUGGCCCUUUGGCAGAGCCAGGCGGCCGAGAACCAGACCCGGUGGAAGCUGCAGCGCCAGGAACUGCUGCUGGGCCAGGCCAAUAGCAGCCUGGCUCUCCUGCAGAGGGAGAAGGCGAGCCUGGAGACCCACCUCAGCCAGGCCACCUCCUGCCGGCAGAUUGGGUGCUGCCCUCGUGGAUGGACGCUGUUCCGCUGGAAGUGCCUGUGGGCAUCGAGCGAGCGGAAGACGUGGAGUGAGAGCAAGUUGGACUGCGAGCGGAAGUCCUCGCGGCUGCUGGUCCUCCCGAAGCCCUGGUCGGCCCGAGAGCUCUGGGAGGCUGUGGGCGAAGCGUUCACACAGGUGUUGAGUUCCUGGGAUUCCGAGUGGUUCUGGGUCGGACUUCUGAAAGACAGAACUGGACUUUCAGACUGGACCUGGAAGUGGGUGGAUGGUUCCCCCUACAAAGGAAGUGAAACUCUAUCUAGUAGCUACUUCAGCUACCAAAGCUACUAUGCAAUGAUUCACAAAGGACAACUAUCCUCAGAGGGAUCAUCAUCUUCGAGUUACAGAUUCAUCUGCGAGAGGGCAGCCAGUCCUGAGGACCACCCACUGAGCAAUGGGCUGUGGAGGGACUUUUGAGAGACUCUGCAUCUCUUUGGACUGCAAACGGCCUGAUGUGGGAGAACAAACUGGAACUGAUCAUUCAGAGCUGCAGCUGAUGCUGGCCACCAGCUCCAGGGCUAGGAUGAAGCCAUCUUCCCAAGAAGUAGAUGCCUCCACUAAGGAAGCGGGUGACAGCUGGGAUCUUCCUCCUCCAGAACUGACCAUGGGUGGACAGCGGAGGCAUCCGCAGGGGCUGCUAACCACAAUGAAAUGGUGGGCAUCACCAGGGGGUCAAAGUCCCAGCCCUUUUUAUGUGCUCGGGAGCAUGCAACGUGCAUUGCAGUCCUGCUCAUGCUCACCAUUUUGACACAUGGUUCGUGGCCCUUGUAGGCAGCCCUUGAAGAGCAGCGCAAGGGAAGCUUUUCUCAGCUUUACCCCAAGGAGGAAAACGCAAAGGCCGGCUGCACCUGGGCCAAAUUGCAGGGGCCCCUCAGGAGGCCAUUCUUGUAAGCCUCCAGAGCCUGCGAAUCCAAUAAAUCUGUCCAACAAGGA
Molecule: messenger RNA, 2961 nt
Organism: Pantherophis guttatus
Lineage: Eukaryota; Metazoa; Chordata; Lepidosauria; Squamata; Colubridae
Product: B-cell differentiation antigen CD72
Cellular component (GO): plasma membrane
Molecular function (GO): transmembrane signaling receptor activity
Source: RefSeq, a predicted model, not a curated record